Xiphophorus hellerii (green swordtail) is the source of this 1929-nucleotide messenger RNA. RefSeq names its product proline-rich protein 36-like. The record is from RefSeq and is a predicted model, not a curated record. The transcript is spliced from 11 exons. Lineage: Eukaryota; Metazoa; Chordata; Actinopteri; Cyprinodontiformes; Poeciliidae. The coding region runs from base 1 to 1818 and encodes 605 amino acids.
AUGAAGCCGGGUCAGAAGUGGUUCUGGCGGGACGGAACCGACCGGACCCAUCAGAACCAUGAGAUCUGUCUUCAGUCCGUCCCCAGUCUGUCCGAAGUCUGUCCCCAGUCUGUCUCCAGUCUGUCCGAAUCUGUCCCCAGUCUGUCCGAAGUCUGUCUCCAGUCUGACUCCAUUCUGUCUCCAUCUGUCUUCAGUCCGUCCCCAGUCUGUCCCCAGUCUGUCUCCAUUCUGUCCCCAUCUGUCCCCAGUCUGUCUUCAGUCCGUCCCCAGUCUGUCCCCAGUCUGUCCGAAGUCUGUCUCCAGUCUGUCUCCAUUCUGUCUCCAGUCUGUCCCCAGUCUGUCCGAAUCUGUCCGAAGUCUGUCCCCAGUCUGUCUCCAGUCUGCCCGAAGUGUUUCCCCAGUCUGUCCGAAUCUGUCCCCAGUCUGUCUUCAGUCCGUCCCCAGUCUGUCCCCAGUCUGUCCGAAGUCUGUCUCCAGUCUGUCCCCAGUCUGUCUUCAGUCCGUCCCCAGUCUGUCCCCAGUCUUCUGUCUUCAGUCCGUCCCCAGUCUGUCCGAAGUCUGUCCCCAGUCUGUCUCCAUCUGUCCAAAGUCUGUCCGAAGUCUGUCUCCAUUCUGUCCCCAGUCUGUCUCCAGUCUGUCUCCAUUCUGUCUCGAGUCUGUCUUCAGUCCGUCCCCAGUCUGUCCCCAGUCUGUCCGAAGUCUGUCUCCAUUCUGUCCGAAGUCUGUCUCCAUUCUGUCCCCAGUCUGUCUUCAGUCCGUCCCCAGUCUGUCCCCAGUCUGUCUGAAGUCUGUCUCCAUUCUGUCCCCAGUCUGUCUCCAGUCUGUCUUCAGUCCGUCCCCAGUCUGUCCCCAGUCUGUCCGAAGUCUGUCUCCAGUCUGACUCCAUUCUGUCUCCAGUCUGUCCCCAGUCUGUCUUCAGUCCGUCCCCAGUCUGUCCGAAGUCUGUCCCCAGUCUGUCUCCAUCUGUCCAAAGUCUGUCCGAAGUCUGUCUCCAUUCUGUCCCCAGUCUGUCUCCAGUCUGUCUCCAUUCUGUCUCGAGUCUGUCUUCAGUCCGUCCCCAGUCUGUCCCCAGUCUGUCCGAAGUCUGUCUCCAUUCUGUCUCCAGUCUGUCCCCAGUCUGUCUUCAGUCCGUCCCCAGUCUGUCUGAAGUCUGUCUCCAUUCUGUCCCCAUUCUGUCCCCAGUCUGUCUCCAGUCUGUCCGAAGUCUGUCCCCAGUCUGUCUCCAUCUGUCCAAAGUCUGUCCGAAGUCUGUCUCCAUUCUGUCCCCAGUCUGUCUCCAGUCUGUCUCCAUUUCUGUCUCCAGUCUGUCUUCAGUCCGUCCCCAGUCUGUCCGAAGUGUGUCUCCAUUCUGUCCCCAGUCUGUCUCCAUUCUGUCUCCAGUCUGUCCCCAGUCUGUCUUCAGUCCGUCCCCAGUCUGUCCCCAGUCUGUCUCCAGUCUGUCCCCAGUCUGUCUCCAUUCUGUCUCCAGUCUGUCCCCAGUCUGUCUUCAGUCCGUCCCCAGUCUGUCCGAAGUCUGUCUCCAUUCUGUCUCCAUUCUGUCCCCAGUCUGUCUCCAUUCUGUCCGAAGUCUGUCUCCAUUCUGUCCCCAGUCUGCCCGAAGUGUUUCCCCAGUCUGUCUCCAUUCUGUCCGAAGUCUGUCUCCAGUCUGUCUUCAGUCCGUCCCCAGUCUGUCCGAAGUCUGUCUCCAUUCUGUCCCCAGUCUGUCUCCAGUCUGUCUCCAUUCUGUCCCCAGUCUGUCUUCAGUCCGUCCCCAGUCUGUCCGAAGUCUGUCUCCAUUCUGUCCCCAGUCUGUCUCCAGUCUGUCCCCAGUCUGUCUGAGGAGGAAGAGGAGCAGGUUCUCCUCUGCGGCUCCAGACCAGCAAGGUUUGUGUCACUGUGGGAACCUUCUGCAGGAAUUCAGCUCCAGUUGCCAUAGAAACUGGGAUUCUA